AGUAUCGCAGCCAGGCCUGCAGGUCAGUUCUUUCUACCUUUAAAACCCCUUCUUGGUGGUUCUUGUCAAACCCUAGACUGGACUGCUUCUCUUUGCAGCUGCGCAGCCUAGUAGGCGAGAAAUCUACCCUAGCAGCUUCUAUUUGCUUGCAUAUAAAACAAUGUCGGUUGGAGAGGUUGCCUGCACUUACGCUUCUUUGAUUCUCCAUGAUGAUGGGAUCCCCGUCACUGCAGAGAAGAUCGCACAGUUGGUCAAAGCAGCCAAUGUUACAGUCGAAUCUUACUGGCCAAGCUUGUUCGCCAAGCUGUUGGGAAAACGUGCUGCUGAUGAUCUCAUCAUGAAUGUUUGCUCUGGCGGUGGUGGUGCUCCAGUUGCCGCUGCAGCCCCUGCUGCUGCUGCUGGUGGUGCAGCUGCAGCUGCUGCUCCUCCAGCUGAAGAGAAGAAGAAGGAAGAACCCGAGGAAGAGAGCGAUGACGACAUGGGAUUCAGUUUGUUUGAUUAGGUGCUACUUUCAUCAUGCCCAAGCCCCCCAUUUUGGUCUUUAGUCUUAGUAGUUCAAGGUAGUUUCAUUUUUGGUGUUUUGGCUAUUCAAUCGGUCAGUAUUUUUUCCAUGUAAUAUCUGGGAGUAAUUUUUUUUUUUUGAACAUUAUUUGCUCAAGCCUCUUGAUAUAUGAAUUGAGUUAAUUGAUUAUGAAUCGAGUAUUUGAGUAAUGGUGAAUUGGGUUUAAAAA
Molecule: messenger RNA, 731 nt
Organism: Manihot esculenta (cassava)
Lineage: Eukaryota; Viridiplantae; Streptophyta; Magnoliopsida; Malpighiales; Euphorbiaceae
Product: 60S acidic ribosomal protein P1
Exons: 4
Coding region: 161-502 (113 amino acids)
Biological process (GO): cytoplasmic translation; translational elongation
Cellular component (GO): cytosolic large ribosomal subunit; ribosome
Molecular function (GO): structural constituent of ribosome; ribonucleoprotein complex binding; protein kinase activator activity
Source: RefSeq, a predicted model, not a curated record